AUGGUUGCGGACCUGGACUUUCGAAAGCACUUCGACCCCAACUUGCAAGCCAGGUUUGGCGAUCCCAUCGUGCAUGUGCACGAGCCGCACCCUGCCAUGGCAAACUUCUCCAUGCGGUUUGGUGCGACAAAGGGGAAAGCAGAUGUUGGACUAGCCAGUGCUUUGGAUAUGAUUCUUGGCCUCGACGGUGAAGAGCCAGUCAUUGGUCUCAUCGGGCCUGCCUUCUCAUCUGUGGCUUUGCCCAUGGCAACUACAGCAGCAGUCCAGCAGAUUCUACAGAUCUCCUUUUCUGCCACCAGCCCCCUCCUGUCGAACAAGGAUGCUUACCCCUAUUUCGUGCGAACGGUGCCGCCAGACACCGUCCAGGCCAUCGCCCUUUGGAACUGGAUUAUAAUAUUCAAUGUGCCGCUGGCAGUCUGCCUCUAUACCGAAGAGGCCUAUGGCCAGUCGCUUUUCCAGGCACUGGGAGAUGCGCAAAGCGAAAGCUCAAGUGGGCAGCCGUCACGGCUCUUGGGACAGUCUGUGCGUUACAUGCCUCAGACAUUCCAAGAAGAAGAGGCCAGGAGUGUCCUGGACAGGAUUAAGACCUUGGGCUCGCAUUUCCUUGUGCUGUUGCUCGAAUUCAGCAUGAUCCCAUACCUAAUGCCCCUCAUGAAAGAAGAAGGACUCUUGGGGACGGGAUGGCAAGCAAUUGGCUCAGAUUCGCUUGCAUGGGGCACGUCGCAUUCCUUUCUACCUCGAGGCUUUAUGAUGGUGCUUGCUCAGGGCCAAGGCCCAAAGUUUUCUGAGUUCUCAGCUUUCUGGUCAAGACUGGAGUAUAUGGACCUCCUUGGUGAGGACGCGCAAGCAAGGUAUAAGUUGCAAAGCAUGAGGACGCCUGUGAGCGACAUGCCCAAUGCGUCGCUGUCAGCUGAACUGCAAGCAUACCACGGCUUUGCCUUUGAUGCUGCGUACGCCUUUGUCAUUGCCAUCAACCAGCUUCUUCGCAAGGGAGUUGCAGAGCGCAAUGUGAGGGGUCAACUAUUGCUUGAGGAGAUCCGCCAAUUAGUUUUCCAAGGCGUUUCUGGAAAUGUCCGUUUCGAUGCGAAUGGGGAUCGCUUAGCAGAGUACGAUCUCCUGAACGUGCAGGGAGAGGAGCGGACGCCUCUGGUUUCCUCCGUAGCCGUGUUCAGCGCAUCCAAUCGCAGCUGCUUUUUUCUGAAUCAGAGCCAGCUCGUGUGGAUGAAUGGUCACAUUGGGCGUCAGCCACUGGAUGACCUUAUAACAUGUCAUGCCGGGUUUUACACAGAGGAACAAUCCAGGCAAUGCAGACUCUGCCCAAGGGGCAUGAUGUGCAUGGGGGGGGUCAAUGCCCAGUUCGUGCCGUGUCCCAAAGGCAGCUUUGCGAACGCCACGGGCCAGACGAUGUGCCAACUCUGUGCUGCGGGCCGCUCCGCCCGGGACGUGGGCUCCGUGGAGUGCGCUCCCUGCCUGCCGGGCUACGAGGCGCCCAAGGAAGGCAUGGAGGUCUGCACCAGGCGGGGAAGGCAUUCAGUAUGA
Molecule: messenger RNA, 1539 nt
Organism: Symbiodinium pilosum
Lineage: Eukaryota; Dinophyceae; Suessiales; Symbiodiniaceae
Source: the annotation of a GenBank genome assembly